Messenger RNA from Paramecium tetraurelia, 492 nucleotides. RefSeq lists its product as uncharacterized. Lineage: Eukaryota; Ciliophora; Oligohymenophorea; Peniculida; Parameciidae. The transcript is spliced from 2 exons. The record is from RefSeq and is a predicted model, not a curated record.
AUGAAUCAAAAGGAAAGAGAAAGAAGAAGUUCGUCACUCAAAAAAAAUGGUUUUUAUGGCAACAGAGAUUACGCGAUGUAAACUGUGUAAAAGAGGAUUUAAUACAAUAUCAAUCGAAAAUAGAAAAAGAAAAAUAAAUAGAAGGAGCAGCAAGGCAAAGGUCAAUCCAUGUCUUAAUUUACUUAAGAAGAGGAUAAUCGAGUCCUUAAAUUGGUCCAGGAGUUAGGACCCAAAUUCAUGAAAAUAGCUCCAUUCUUCCCUAACAAAUCAUAUAGCAUGGUAAAAAAUAGGUAUUACAAACACUUGAGAGACAAAUAAUAAGACAUAUGCAAAAUGAGUUGUGAUACAAAAAUUGAAUAAGAAACUAUGUCUUACAAACCUAAUGAGAAACUUGAUGAGUUAAAUAAGCUAAUUCUUUCUAUAAAUCUAUCUCCAGAACUCACUUCAUUAACCUAAACCUUCCUUUAGCACAUUCAGAACUGUCUAACUUGA